Molecule: messenger RNA, 8908 nt
Organism: Hypanus sabinus (Atlantic stingray)
Lineage: Eukaryota; Metazoa; Chordata; Chondrichthyes; Myliobatiformes; Dasyatidae
Gene: dna2
Product: DNA replication helicase/nuclease 2
Exons: 22
Coding region: 1138-5409 (1423 amino acids)
Biological process (GO): replication fork reversal
Cellular component (GO): cytoplasm
Molecular function (GO): single-stranded DNA helicase activity; 5'-flap endonuclease activity
Source: RefSeq, a predicted model, not a curated record
AAAUGUGAGUUUUUCAAGAAUGAAAUCUCAUAUUGUAGACAUGUCAUUGUCAAGCAUAGCUACAUAAGUCACAAGAGAAGACUGGAAUAUCCGGAAAUAGAUAAACAGAUUGAAGACUUGGCCAAAAGCUGGUCAGUUGAAAAUGCACCCCCGUAGGCAUUGUUACACUAGUGACAGUGGCCGUCAUCACCAUGGUAAAGAGUACAUAUUGACUUUGUCGGGCCAUUCAUGGACUCCAUGUUUCUGAUUGCUGUGGAUGCUCAUUUGAAGUGGCCAGAGGUUAUACCAAUGAAGUCAACCACCUCAGCAAGGACUGUCUCUGCCCUGAGAACUACCUUCACCAGAAACAGCUUACCAGAACAAAUUAUGAGUGACAACAGAUCAUAGUACGUGUCAGAAGAAUUCAGACGUGUUCAUGAAGAAAAAUGGCAUCAGACAUUUCAAGUUAGCUCCUCACCACCCAGCAAUGAAUGGGUUAGCUGAAAGGUUUUUUUUUCAAACCUUCAGGAAGUUCAUUAAAGUGAUGGACAAGGAGGAAAUUUCUCUACAGCCCAAGGUGGACAACUUCUUUUUUGUGUAUCAGGACUCUGUUCACGUAACAACAAAUCAAACACCUGCAAUGCUGUUCAUGGGCAGAAAUCUGAGAUCUCACAUAGACCUCCUGAAACUAGACCUAUGGAGGGAAGUACAGAAUAAACAGUUCAACCAUUUGCCAAAUGAAGCAGCAAGGAGCUUCAAAAUUGGAUUGGAAGUCCUAGCAUGUGAUUACUGAGAAGACAAGCAGACACCCAGUAGGAUAGCUACAAAAACUGGACCACUGAUGUACACAGUGGAAGUUGGAGAUCAGACAUGGAAACAUCAUGUGGACCAGAUACUGGAUACUCAGCCAAAGAAAACACCUGAGUUGACUGCAUCCAACCAGAUGGACACACUACAGUCACCGGACUUAUCUCUCAGUGAUGAUCAUGUCACUGAUAGCAACAUGACACAGGAAACCAAGAACUUGUCUUAGACAAGACAGCUGCCAAACCUGAUGCCACUCCACAAGUCGAGUCAUCAUUGGUGGAAAAGAAACACUUUGAGGAAAUUGCAUUUGGACAUGGAAUUGGUCAAACAAAAAGGAUAAAAACUUUCCCCAUGAAUUUAAGUCAAUUGGAAAGCAGCAAUAAAGAGAAUUUUGUGAAAUCAAGUAUUCCAGAAACUCCUGAUGUCAGUGAAGUGGUCCCUGAAUGUCCAGUGAAUAAUGUAGAAAUUUUUACUGUUCCUGAAACACAAUUGAAGGAGAAUAUGAUACCAGUCCGCCGUUAUAGUUUUAACCAAUCAAAGGAAAAUAUAAUAGCUGAAUCUCAGCAGUUUUUGUGCCAUCCAGAUAUAGAAAAUGAGAAACUGGUUCCACAAUACAGGUUUAUUGAGAACAAAAAGAGGCAAAGUCUAUUGAAAGAUUGUGAGACGCUUCGUUCUGUUAAGCUGCCUGGGAAAAGAUUUACUAGUCCGGAUGGGGCACUGAGGUCAAAGAAGUGGAAAGGAACCCUGGUUAAAGGGAAAGGUGAUCCCGCAUCCCAAGACACAGAGGCUUCCUCCGAUAGUCUUCUAGAAGAGUGUCUAAUGGCUAUUAAGGAGACUGCUUCUGGGUCUCAGUUAUGCAGCCCUGUGAAAAGAGUUGAGAAUGGGAAGCUGCAAAGUAUGAAGACAAGACAGUGUGUAAAUAGUACUUUGAAGGUGUUCCCAUCUCCAGCUACUGUACAGAAAGAUGCAAAGUUUUGUUUGACUAGAAAGACCAAGAUGGGGAACCUACAAUUGCCCACACUUAUAGAUCUACUAAGGGAUCCUUUCCAGAGAUUAGAUACAAAACAAUAUACAAAUAUACAGAAUAAAAGUUGUGACUCUGCAUUGACUCGAGUAACUAAAACACAAUAUGAUGGCUGCAGUAAAAAGGAGAGUGAAUGGAUUCAGUCCACAGUGCCAUUGAAUAAAGUUCGGCUACAGACACUGCAAACACCCUCAAAGCUGGAUCUCCUAAAAACUCCUGACACACCUGCAGAACAUCAAUGGGAACUGUGCAAAGGGGAUACUAUACCUCACUGCAUAAAUUCAAAACAUAAAAACUGUGAAGAGACACUGACUGAUUAUACAGGCAACAAAGGAAAGGCUGUCACAGUUUUGGAGACAGAGACGUAUCAGCAUGAACUACAUGCCAAUAUAUCAAACAAAACCCAGCUUGCAGAAGUUACAUUAUCAGACAACUCACAAGAAACACAGAUGGGGAUCAAGCUACAAAGUUUCGACAGAGCAGCAAAGAUGAGCUGCCCAAGUAAGAAGUGUUCAGAUGAUGGUGUAAGCUUUCACAAGGGUCGGUUCCAAGUCGUGACAGUAAAUGACGUCCUUAGUUCCUGUGGAGAUCCUGAAAAACAUUUGACCAUUACGGUGAACCAGCCAGGUACUCUGAGUAACAACAGCACAGAGCGAUGUAUUCUGAGGGAUGAUUGGGACACCACUGAAGUCAAAGCUGGGGACAUAAUUCAUCUUGAAGGAGAGAAACACUUGGAUACCUGGAUAAUAGGAAGAGAUGUCGGGUACAUGAUCGUGAAUCCUGACCAUCUUAUUUCUGGGACUAGCGUUGUGAGUGGUAUCCGGUGUAUGCGCAGGGCUGUACUGACUGAGCGAUUUAAGGCUUGUGAAAGGGGGACAAAACAGAUGUUGGUUGGCACUUUAGUUCAUGAGGUCUUUCAAAAAGCCGUAACAAGCAGCAGGUUUACACAGCAUGAGCUGCAAGAAAUCACCUCUCAAACCGUUUGUACUCCAAAGUAUCUGGGAGAGAUGUACAGCCUGAAUUUGAGUCAAGGAGAUGUGGUGUGUGCAGUAGAAGAAUAUCUCCCAUCAUUGGUGACCUGGGCGCAGGACUAUAUGGAAGAUUCCCCUCGUUCUGGCAAAUGCCAAUUGCAACUUAAACUUCCUAGUGAUGGUGAUCUGAUCAAAUCAGAUUCAGCUUGUGCUAUCACAAUUCUUGAUAUUGAAGAUGUUGAAGAGAAUAUUUGGUCCCCAAGGUUUGGCUUGAAGGGCAAGAUUGAUGUAACUGCUGCUGUUAAAAUUCACCGCCGGUGCAGGAGCCAGAACAGAGUUGUGCCUUUAGAGCUUAAAACUGGGAAGGAAUCCAACUCUGUGGAGCACCGAAGUCAGGUUAUUCUGUACACUUUGUUGAGCCAACAACUCAGGGAAGAUCCCGAGGCUGGAUUUCUGCUCUACCUCAAGACUGGUGCCAUGUAUCCAGUACCAGGCAAUCAUAUGGACAGGAGAGAAUUGUUGAAGCUAAGGAAUCGGCUGGCUUUCUAUUUGAUGAAUGGCAUAGUAUGGACAGAGCUGAAGAAAACUAAUGCGCACCCUGCACUGCUACCUCCAGUCAUCAGUGACAAGCAGGCUUGCACAUUCUGCUCACAGCGACGUAACUGUGCUUUAUAUAGCAGGGCAGUGGAACAAGAAAUGGAGGAAUGUUUUGUGCCCACAGAUGUGAGACCGAUUCUACAUCAGCAAGUUCAGCACUUGGAACCUAUGCAUCUGCAGUACUUUAGGCACUGGUACCUCCUCUGUGUUCUGGAGGCACAUGCAAUUGAUAGCAAGGGAGGGCCCAGAAACAUCUGGAUGCACUCUGCAGAAAACAGAGAAUUGCAAGGUUGUUGUGUCGCUAAUCUAGUGCGGAGUGGUUGUGUACAAACUGUUUCUGAUGGACAAUAUCAACAUCAGUUCAGACGAAAAAGUGGGUGCAUUUCAAAAACUGCACUAAUAGUUGGAGACAGGGUUGUAGUAAGUGGUCAGGAGAAAAUGCUGUUUGCUAUGUCCUCGGGAUAUGUCACUGAAAUCAACGCCUCGCUGAUUACCUGUUUGUUGGAUCGGAAUCUCUCCAGACUCCCUCAGGAAACUGUCUUCAGACUUGAUCAGGAUGAAGGAGUUGGAAAUAUGAAUGUUCAUUUAGGAAAUCUUUCCAAAUUGAUGGAAAAAUCUGAAAUCAGUGAUAAGCUUCGAGAACUCAUCGUAGGACUGAGGCCACCACAGUUCGUUCCUUAUCUGAGCACUGUGCUCCCACCUGAAACAAAGGAAACAGUGGCUAAUAUUUUGAGAGGCCUGAACAAACCUCAGAAACAAGCAAUGAAACGGGUGCUGUUGUCAAAGGAUUACACGUUGAUUGUGGGCAUGCCUGGGACAGGGAAGACUACCACUAUCUGCACUCUGGUGCGAAUUCUUUAUGCCUGUGGUUUCAGCGUCCUCCUGACCAGCUACACCCAUUCGGCCGUGGAUAACAUUUUAUUGAAGCUGGUUAGAUUCAAAGUGGGCUUCCUGCGUUUGGGCCGGAAGCAGAAGGUUCACUCUGAUAUCCAGAAAUUUACUGAUGAGGAUAUCUGCAAAAGAAGAUCUAUCCGAAGUCUGGCUGAGCUGAAAGGGCUGUACGAGAGUGAACUGGUGGUUGCAACAACCUGUAUGGGAAUGAAACAUCCCUUAUUCGGUCAAAGACGUUUUGAUUUUUGUAUUGUGGAUGAGGCGUCCCAGAUCAAUCAGUUGAUCUGCCUGGGCCCCUUGUUUGCUGCGGAUCGGUUUGUAUUGGUGGGAGAUCAUCAGCAGUUACCACCUGUCAUUCAGAGUUCACAUGCCAGAGCUCUGGGAAUGGACGAGAGUUUGUUUAAACGUCUGGAGAAAAAUUCCGAUGCUGUGGUUCAGCUAAAUGUUCAGUACAGAAUGAACAGAACAAUAAUGUCACUCAGUAAUACAUUAAUAUACCAGGGGAAGUUAGUCUGUGGAUCUGAACAAGUGGCGUCUGCAACGUUAAAGCUGCCCAAGUGGUGUGAACUGGCCAUAGAUGUUCCAGGGGCUUCCUGGUUGAAGAGUGCUCUGGAGCCAAAUAAUCCAGUUUGUUUCCUUAACACAGAACAGGUUCCAGCCCCUGAGACUGAAGAACAGUGUGGAGUGAGCAAUGUAACUGAGGCUGAUCUGGUGUACUGUUUGAUAACAGCUUUAAUAAAGGCUGGAUGCAAGCCUUGUAAUAUCGGGAUUAUUGCACCAUACAGACAGCAGCUUAAGACGAUCUCAGUUUUGCUGAUGAGGGACAAAGCUUUCAGUGCCGUUGAGGUGAAUACGGUGGACAAAUACCAGGGCAGAGACAAAAGUGUUAUAAUUUUGUCCUUUGUUAGGAGUAACAGUGAAGGAAAGCUUGGAGAAUUAUUGAAGGACUGGCGAAGAUUAAAUGUAGCUUUGACUAGAGCAAAACACAAGCUGGUAAUGCUGGGAUGUAUAUCAACCCUGUGCCAAUAUGCUCCUUUGAAACAGUUGCUGGAUCACUUGAAGAAUGAAGAAAUGAUCAUUGACCUUCCCCCUGCAGCACACCAACUCAUUACUGUGAACAGAGCCAAUUUAUCAUUGUGAAGAUUGUGAACUGCUGCUUCCUGGUACACAACUCAGUGAACAAAUAUACUAAGAUUUUAGCAUCAUCUACCUCCUUGAUAAGUGUUGUUUUUCUUAUCAAUGUAACCUAGAUUUGAUAGUAAUUUGAAUUUUAUUGUAUUAUUAAAUAAAAUUUCAAGCCCUUAAAUUCUUAUUGCUGAAUCAAUUCAAAAAUACUUCGACCCUUUCGUGUUCUUUGUGAUAUCGAAGACAAGUAUCAUGACUGGUUUGUUUAAAGCUAACUGCAUUAAGGUUGAAAACCUUUUUUCCCACCAGGUGACUAAGCAGAGCAUUUAUAACAUCGCAGACCAAAGCAUGUAAUUGUAUAGUACAGUAUGCUCAAACCAGCAUGUAAUUGGCUACGAUCAUACUGAGCCAUUGUGAUACACCUGAACAAUGUAAGUGGGUGUGAUGUUCAGUGAUUAUGCACUUCACAGUAGCUGAACAUUUUCAUGUUGUAUAAUGUCUAUAUUCUGGUUAAAAAUUACUUAAGGGGAUUCUGAAGGACAGGUUGUAUCAAUAUUUGGAUAGGCUGGGUCUAAUGAGGGAUAACUUGGGAAGUUGUUUUUCAAAGAGGUAGGUAGCCAAUGAAUGUAGGAUAGAUGAGUGGAUGAUGGAUGAAAACACCAAGAGGAUAGGUAAGUGGACAUUGUCCAUGUGGACUUGAGCAAGACCUAUGGCAAAGUUCCUGGAUAGAGGUUAAUCCGGAAGGUUGGAUCGCAUAGAAUCUAGAAAGAGCUAGCUAAUUGGAUCCAGUGGUAGGAAGCAGAGAGUGAUAGUUGAAGGUUGUUAUCAAGGACUGGAGACAUUGGACUAGUGGUGUACUACAAGGGUUGCUACUGAGUACGUGUUCUUUUGAUUGACAAAAUGAACAAACUCAGCAUAACCACCUAGUGUAGAUAAUGGACAGCCUUCGUACAAUACUUUCGAUGAUUGCAUCCUCCAAAUCUUCAUUCUCAUUGUAACAUUGAAGAAGACUGUCUAUACCUUCAAAUUCUUUGUAGUUCCUAACUUGUUGAAGUUGUUCCGAACCCCGUAACUGGGUCACUUACCAGCAGAGAUAGAGAGGUCCGUUGAAGCCUGAUGAUACAAUUUUUAACAGUAUUUAUUAGUAAAAAUACACAAAAAUAAUAUCAAUGCAAACAUACAGAUAAUAUACGUCGUCAAUACAAAAUCUAAAAGUGUGGGUAUAAUAAUAAUCAAUAAGAAAUAAGCUCUAUCGUUGUCUAGGGGAUAAUGUGUUGUCCAAUGGAAAUAUAAAAGUCACUCAGUUCAUUCAGGCUGCAGCCUUUUGGUUGUCGCUGUGUUGCACUUUGUUGGAGUGAGAGCGAGAAAUAGGAAUAGAAUGGGAACAGUUACUGCUGUGGGUUUUCCGACCUUUAUGAGUUCGAUCCUUCGGGAGUCCCGUUGGGGUGGCCGUUCACUUGUGGCCUCUCCUUUAGCUAAAGCCGUUCUUCCGUGGUGAGGCUGCCAAUCCCAGGAAAAGGGCAAGAACACACACGAGCCCCCCACCGGCUGUCGCUAUUAAAUGCUGUCACGGGAUUUCUAGCGUUUCUCCUGGUGCAUCUAAAGGGGUUGUUCCCCAGACCCUCUUUUAUCCUUACUCACAGGGUCUCAGAUGUCAAUCAGGUUGGGAUGAUGCAAUCCCUCAACCAGCCCACUCUGGUCGUCUUCUGAGGGGCUUCAAUGAAUAGUACAGUACUCAAUACAUAAUUCCAUCUCCAAGAGACAAUGGCCGUUACCCGUGGCUUUGUCUCGCUGAGGCCAGGACACAUUCCAAACCCUGUGUAUUCUGGACGUCUCUCUCUCAUUUCCUGGGUCCCAGACCCGAAUUAAUAGCAAUCUUGUGAUUCUCAAAAAGGAGGGGGCUACUUUGUACCCUUUGGCCCCUCAGAGUUGUGGCACAUUCGUAACAAAGUAAUGAAAUCAUUUCAUUUUCACCUCCAGCUGUUUCUGGCAUCUCCAAGCCUGAAUGUUCGAAACUACAGUGAGCAAAAUGGUUCUGAAUUGUCUUGCUGCUCAUUUCUUGCAAACUAUCAGUGAAAAAAGUCACUACAUUUUGAACACAAAUACAUGUAACUUACAUGAUUUUAAAAGUGUUCACCCUAAGCACAGUGUAGUGUCCAGUGGCUACACAAGUACAAGUGACUGACGCUAGUUAGAAACUGUUAAGUCUCUUGUCCUAAUUAAGUGGUGUGAUGUCCUAAAUAAGCAAGUGGAAUCCUUGCUAUUUUCCCGAUUAGUUUUUGUUCUUUAAAAUAAGUGGCUGCCCUGAUUAACGAAUGGGCCAAUUAAAUGGAAUAUACAGAUAAGUAUUGAAGACAGCAGGGGUGUGGGACAAAGAUGUUAGGGGUAAAAUUUCAGGCUGGUCGGAUUGGAUGAAACUCGUGUUUGAUUUGUGAAGUGUGUUGGGCAGUCUUGAUACAGAUCCCAAUGGGACUGGGCCUUUAACCUUACUUCCCAUAAUUUCACUAUGUACACUGCCCAGCCACAGAAACCGUGAGUAUGUGAAGAAGAAAAUGUCUCAGCAAAUUAGGAAAAGAUGGAGGGAAGUCACAGAGCCUUUUCCUGUUCUAUAGAAAUAUAUAUUUUUCUUUGUGUGAAUAAUGAUUCUGGCGAGUCUAUACUCUUUGCACUUUGCCUUUUAGUACUUUUCUUGUAAUGAGGUGUCUAAAGCUACCCAAACAGUGCCCUACUUGGUGCUUUAUCCCAAAAUCUCUUGACAGUGAGAAGCAGAUAGGUUGAAAUUGACCUCCCUUUUUUGCCAGGUUUAUGAAUUAUGAGGGGGAUGUGUUGUAAAGAGAUGGUUGUCUCCUUUGUAGAUGAUGGAGUGUUCUUUUAAGAUGGAUUGACGUUAGCCUUACUUUUCUUACAUCAGAGUGUGGGAUGAGGGUGGUCCUUAGGCCAAUGUGUAGGUGAUGCCCGUACAGCUGAGAGAUGUUGUAACAAGAAGAUCCUUGGUUCAAGUUGUCCUGGCUCCUGAACUCAACCGUUGCCAACAGUUUCUUCACAAGUAAGCCUUGUAGAUUAAUAAGCCACCAGAUAUAAGCUCAGUUGACAAAUGACAAUGUCCCACCUACAGUACAGCACUCCUCAACCUGAGCACCCAGCCAGUCUGAAUCUUCAACUGCCUUUGCACUCCACAGCCUUGGUCAUGACUGGUUUGUGGCUUCAGCUGCUAGGCACAUGAUUUUUUUUGGACCAGUUUUUCAGAAUGCACAGCAAGCUUUUCUUAACUAAGUGUACAUAACUCACUAAAUGUACAUCCCCCUGCAGCACACUAACUCACUACUAUGAAUUGAGCCAAUUUAUCAUUGAAUAAUGUGAAGAUUGUGAACUGCUGCAUCCUGGUAUACAAUUCAGUGAAUAACAUACCAAAUUUUUAGCAUCAUUAACCUCUUCAAUAAGUGUUGUUUGUCUUAUUAAUGUAACUUAUGUUUGACUAUAAUUUGAAUAUUGUCUUAUUAAAUAAAAUUUCAAA